Pisolithus orientalis is the source of this 684-nucleotide messenger RNA. RefSeq lists its product as uncharacterized. NCBI's taxonomy places the organism in Eukaryota, Fungi, Basidiomycota, Agaricomycetes, Boletales, Pisolithaceae. The record is from RefSeq and is a predicted model, not a curated record. Bases 1 to 684 code for a protein of 227 amino acids. The transcript has a single exon.
AUGGCUAACAGGUGUAUCAUCAAAGACAAUUGGGUAAAGUUUAACAAUGGCAUGUGUGUUCCUCAAAUGGAUGAGCUGAUGUACCAGCUGAUAGACAAGUGGAUGGCAAGAGACAGGAGGAGGAGAGAAGAGCAGCAAGCACCCAUCAUUUGUAUUGAGCAUGAAGAGGAACCUCCAAUGAAUGUGAAUAUAUUCAUAGCAGUGCACAACUCUUUCCAAUGUGUCAAGAGAGCUAGGAUCAAAGAGUAUGCUUUGGAAGGAGAGGACAUGGCCAAGGAGGUCAUCUCAGAAAUAGAGUAUGAAGUGCAACAGGCAGAUGUAGAACAAGCAUUUGUGGCAGCAUGGAGGGAAGAAAAUAAGCUCCAGUGGAAGGCCCCAAAGUUUGAUGGAGUAGCAGUACCUGGAAAAGAGAGAUGUACAGUGACCAUGACAGCAGAGCAGGCAGGACCUAGUCAGUCUGGCUCAAUGGAUGCUCCUGAAGCAAGUUUAAAGGAUAAGGGACAGCAACUGGACAGAAGUGCUGAUCAAGAUGUGGGAAGGAAAGGUUAUAGGUAUAUGAGUCUGUUCAAAGACCCUACAGCAGUGACAAGGGUUUUGAACCAGUACCUGGGCCAGACCAUUACAAUUCCAGGAAGAGAUCUACUCACCAUAAGUCCAGAUGUUUGGAGGGAGUUCAAGGACUGA